AUGGCGGCAGGGCAGCACAAGACGCCAGUGGACGGCAAGAGCAGCGUCGCCUCUUCGUCUCCCUCCAGUGGCGGCGCGCAAGCUUUUGCGCCAUUGCCAUUCGACGAGAGUCUCAUAGCAUCAGCCAGCGCCACAGAGUCGGCCACAAGCACGUCAAUAACCAGUACCAAGUCCGCUGCCGAUUUUUUCCUUGAUCAGAUCGCUGCCGUUGUCUCGGAUGAGAAAAAACUCUCGGAUAAUAUUAUGGACUUGAUUCCACCCGUAGAGGCUCCUGUGAGUCAAGCAGGAACGACACAACCCAUGACGUCUAUGAGUAUGCCCCUCCAGCCUCCUCCGGGGCUUAUGCUGCGUGCUUUAUCGCCUCCCACCUCACUAUUACCCGACUUCGGAGACGUCGCAUCAUUAUCUCUACUUGGAGAUGCAACAGUGGCAACAACAGCAACUUCAAGUGCAACAGCAACAACUGUAACCACAGCAGUAAAACGCGAACUUCCAGUCGUCAAGCCUGCCGUGACCGGUACUGUGGCAAUGAGGAGGAAAGCCGAGCUGGCCACAGCAGCCAGUGUGACGCAUAAGAAGCAGAAAACAGAGCCCAGUAAGCCUGACACAGUCGUCAAGGCAGCUCCAGUGUCCGUGCAUCAACAGAUCCAGCAACAGGCCCGGCAUCUCCAUAAUACCAGCAACGCAUUGACGGCGGCGGCUGCUGCAGCACGUGAGAAGGUGAUGAAGGAGCCGCAGUCUGGAGACUUGUACGAGUGCGUAAUCACAAAGCGCAAUGGCGGACUGGGCCUCACUCUUGCGUGUGUGGACGACCACGUCCAGAUCACAGGCCUUGCACCUGAUACACCUGCUGCCAGUAGCGGCAUCUGUGUGGGCGAUACGUUAGUGGCCGUGUCCGGUUUACCGGUACGUGGACUCCAGUUCUCGACUGUGAUUGGUCGUCUUAAGUCGACGUCACGCAACUCGGUAGUGCUCAAGCUUCGACGGAAUCCGUUUCGACAGAAUGCCGGCAACUCGACUGCAUAUCGAGGCAUAAAACGACCUGGUCGAGGUGUGAUUAAAGGCUCGGAAAGCAGCAACAGUGCCAAUGUGUUGACAAGUAAGACGAUGGCGUUGGAGUCUCGAUUAGGUGGAGGACUAGGAAAUGGACUGAACGGCUCAGCGACCAACAGCUUGCACAAUGGCAACGCGAGUGCAGGAUUAGACGAGUUGCAUCGCUCCCAUCAAGCAGCAACGAGUGGCUUUGCCUCGAGUCUUCAUACGUUAAAAUCGGAGCCCAUGAACUCGACGUAUUUCCCGACAGAUGCGUCCGUUCUUACCAUGGGAGCGACAGUAUCAGGGUCUACAAGUGCUGCGGUGCCUGCUAGUGCGCUCGCGCCGUCAUCGUCGCUCCCGAGUGAGGCUCCGAGUGGCUGUAGAGUUGGUGCGGAGGAGAAGGACAGGUACUACGCCGAGUGUCGUGCUCUUCGACAUGAGUUAGGCAGAGCGAUGGUCGCACAACGCGCUCAAAAGAGAGAUACAGACACGUACACGACGCAACUUCAGGCUGUCGUGGACAAGUUCCAGCAACAAGUUGACGGACUCGCCACAGACGAGCUGGCAACGCUGCGUCAGAAGCUCGUGGAGACGAAUCAGACACUUGCGAAGCAGCAGACGGAGAUACUGGCACUACAAGAGCGCGAGACACGACAUGCUCUGCCAGAAGCACAGCGAGUGAAGUGGCAGAUGGUGUCGCGCAUGCGGAAGAGUGUGCUUCAGAUCGACUGUAAAGCAGCGUGUAAAGUGGUAAAGAAGACGGCGUCUUUGAGCUUUGAAGAGCGGAUCGAAGGUGUGCACAUGCACAGAGGUAAGCGCUUGUUGUCUUGGAAGGAUUAUUACUAA
Molecule: messenger RNA, 1881 nt
Organism: Phytophthora infestans T30-4
Lineage: Eukaryota; Oomycota; Peronosporomycetes; Peronosporales; Peronosporaceae
Exons: 4
Coding region: 1-1881 (626 amino acids)
Molecular function (GO): protein binding
Source: RefSeq, a predicted model, not a curated record